Eremomyces bilateralis CBS 781.70 is the source of this 1602-nucleotide messenger RNA. RefSeq names its product Zip-domain-containing protein. The transcript is spliced from 5 exons. Gene Ontology annotation, molecular function: zinc ion transmembrane transporter activity. Gene Ontology annotation, biological process: zinc ion transmembrane transport. The coding region runs from base 1 to 1602 and encodes 533 amino acids. Lineage: Eukaryota; Fungi; Ascomycota; Dothideomycetes; Eremomycetales; Eremomycetaceae. The record is from RefSeq and is a predicted model, not a curated record. Gene Ontology annotation, cellular component: plasma membrane.
AUGAAUUGUCCUUCGAGAACCGACGACACUAUCCUCCAUCCCGGCUGGAAUCAGAGCCCCCCGCACCUCGCCGCCGAUCUCACCACCCGUGAAGAUUUCGGCGACGUUGCCAAUGCGAGGGGGGUGACAGAACUUAUUGACUCCUCGCCAAACGACCGUUUCUACUCCAAAAAGCACGGGCACUAUCAAACGGAUCUUCCAAACGGAGAUGAGAAAAUCUCCAGCGGUGCUAGCCGUGGGGGUAGAAAAUCUAUCUCUGAUGUAUUGCAGAACCGGCUCUCCGCAUUCUGGCAGACUCGAAAUCUACUAUUCAUUUCCUUAUUAUUUAAUGUUGCGGCCAUUUUCCAUAUGACUGGUCAGGAUACCCCUCAAUCUACCAGGUUCUCCGAUAAAUUUGGGGAAUGGAAUAUUGCCCCUUUGAGGAAGAGAGGGACCUGCGCAAGCGGAGGUGGAAAUCGGGUCGAUUACAAUCUUCCCCUCCACGUCGGCGCCGUCUUCAUCAUCCUCUUCGUUUCUGGAUCCGCAUGCGCGUUCCCUAUGCUGGCGAUGAAGUUCCCACGCCUUCGAAUCCCCCCUACCUUUCUCUUCUGCGCCCGUCAUUUCGGCACCGGAGUCCUUCUCGCGACGGCGUUCGUGCAUCUGCUCCCGACGGGUUUCAUCCUCUUAGGCGACCCAUGUCUCUCCGGCUUCUGGACGAACGAUUACCCCGCCAUGCCCGGCGCCAUCGCCUUGGCUGCGGUGUUCUUCGUCACGAUCAUCGAAAUGGUGUUCAGUCCUGCUCAGCACAUGUGCAGUGGAGACCAGCGCAUGGAGGCCAUCGUCCGCCAGCCAUCGAACGCAAACCGGGAAGCGGAACCCUCAGAGGAAACGUUAUCUCCGAGACUUGAAUCGAGACACGGCUGGACUUCUCCGGUGCGGGUCAAAGGCCCGCUCAUUGGCCGGAGGAACAGCUUCAGUCGGCGGCUCACGCAGCUGGGGGAGGAGAACGAGACGUUAGACCAGAUUGACAUCGGUCAGCCGGCGAUUGAAACCACCGAACCCAAGGAAAAACUCGACCUGGAGAGCUCCAAAAGCAGUGUGCCAGGCCUGUCCCUUACGGACGAGCAGAAAAACAGGAAGGGGAUUCUACAAUGCGUGCUUUUGGAAGUGGGCAUUUUAUUUCACAGCGUUUUCAUUGGGAUGGCGCUCAGCGUGUCUCGUGGAAACGAAUUCGUGAUUCUGCUGAUUGCGAUCACGUUUCAUCAAACCUUUGAAGGCCUCGCGCUCGGCUCACGCAUCGCCUCUCUAUCAUGGCCAAAGAAUACGGGCAAGCCGUGGCUCAUGGCCUUGGCGUAUGGCUGCACUACCCCAAUCGGUCAAGCGAUCGGUCUCGCAACCCACACGCUCUACGACCCCGACUCGGAAGUCGGCCUCCUCCUAGUCGGGAUCAUGAACGCCAUAUCCGCCGGCCUUCUCGUCUACGCAUCGCUGGUCGAGCUCCUUUCCGAGGACUUCCUCAGCGACGAGAGCUGGCGCGUGCUCCGGGGUAAGCGACGCGUAUGGGCAUGUGUUCUGGUGUUUUUCGGCGCGUUUGGGAUGAGCUUGGUUGGCGCUUGGGCUUAG